Messenger RNA from Propithecus coquereli (Coquerel's sifaka), 2063 nucleotides. RefSeq names its product tyrosylprotein sulfotransferase 1 (gene TPST1). Lineage: Eukaryota; Metazoa; Chordata; Mammalia; Primates; Indriidae. Gene Ontology annotation, molecular function: protein-tyrosine sulfotransferase activity. Gene Ontology annotation, cellular component: Golgi apparatus. The transcript has 6 exons. Gene Ontology annotation, biological process: peptidyl-tyrosine sulfation. Bases 358 to 1470 code for a protein of 370 amino acids. The record is from RefSeq and is a predicted model, not a curated record.
GUGUGAUCCGGCGACCGCCCGGGAGGCUGGCAGCCGGCGCAGAGGCUGCGACGGCGGGAGUCGCUGCUGAGACGGCCGCGGGCGCGGGUCGCGGCGGCUCUGUUCCGCUGGGUCGGGCCAGGCUGGCAGCUGCUGGCGCCUGGCAGUGAGGGCUGGUUCGCGGGGCGGGCGAAAUGGCCCCCACCUAGGGCGGCAGGAGAAGCAGCUGAGCCCGGGAUGCUGGCGCGGCGGCUCGGCGGCUCCUCACGCAUCCCAGAUGUUGAUCAUCUUUCUGAAGUAGAAUCUCCAUGAGCUGAACAUUUUCUGAAAAUCAUUUUGAGCAAAAUAUCUGUUUAAUAACGAGAUAACCACAUCAAGAUGGUUGGAAAACUGAAGCAGAAUUUACUAUUGGCAUGUCUGGUGAUUAGUUCUGUGACUGUGUUUUACUUGGGCCAGCAUGCCAUGGAAUGCCAUCACCGGAUGGAGGAACGUAACCGACUAGUCAGAUUGGAGAGCCCAAAGACCACUGUGAGAACUGGCCUAGACGUCAAAGCCAACAAAACCUUUGCCUAUCACAAAGAUAUGCCUUUAAUAUUUAUUGGAGGUGUACCUCGGAGUGGAACCACACUCAUGAGGGCCAUGUUAGAUGCACAUCCUGAUAUCCGCUGUGGAGAGGAAACCAGGGUCAUUCCCCGAAUCCUGGCCCUGAAGCAGAUUUGGUCACGGUCAAGUAAAGAGAAGAUCCGCUUGGAUGAGGCUGGUGUCACUGAUGAAGUGCUGGAUUCUGCCAUGCAAGCCUUCUUACUAGAAAUCAUUGCUAAACAUGGGGAGCCAGCCCCUUAUUUAUGUAAUAAAGAUCCUUUUGCCCUGAAAUCCUUAACUUACCUUGCUGGGUUAUUCCCCAAUGCCAAAUUUCUCCUGAUGGUCCGAGAUGGUCGGGCAUCAGUACAUUCGAUGAUUUCUCGAAAAGUUACUAUAGCUGGAUUUGAUCUGAACAGCUAUAGGGACUGUUUGAUCAAGUGGAAUCGUGCCAUAGAGACCAUGUAUAACCAAUGUAUGGAGGUUGGUUAUAAAAAAUGCAUGUUGGUUCACUAUGAACAACUUGUUUUACAUCCUGAGCGGUGGAUGAGAACACUCUUAAAGUUCCUCCAUAUUCCAUGGAAUCACUCAGUAUUGCACCAUGAAGAGAUGAUUGGGAAAGCUGGGGGAGUGUCUCUGUCAAAAGUGGAGAGAUCUACAGACCAAGUCAUCAAGCCAGUCAAUCUGGGAGCUCUGUCAAAAUGGGUUGGGAAGAUACCUCCAGACGUUGUACAAGACAUGGCAGUGAUUGCACCCAUGCUUGCCAAACUUGGAUAUGACCCAUAUGCCAAUCCACCCAACUAUGGAAAACCUGAUCCCAAAAUCCUUGAAAACACAAGAAGGGUCUAUAAAGGAGAAUUUCAACUACCUGACUUUCUUAAAGAACAAUCCCAGACUGAGCAAAUGGAGUAGCAGAACAAGGAACCUCUUUCAUACAUGAGGAAAGACUGCUGCCUUUUCCAUGGAAGGGAAAUUUCUAGAACUGGCUGUCCCUUGCUGAGCUCAGUGGAACAUCUGUACUGUGGCCACAUCUCUUCAUUUGCUAGUCUCCCCCGCUGAGAGCUAGAGGUGUCUGCACACACUUGGGCUUCCUGGAGUGAUCUGCUUCCUGAGUGAAGAUCUCUUGACCCUGAUAACAUGCAAAGCCCCAUGAGAAGGAGCCCAGAAGGGACACAUGCUUUCUGUUAACACUGCUCCUGUCUUCAUCGUUUUUUACCAGAUUGCAAACUUUGUUUUCAAGGAGAGAGUUUAAAAAUGGGAUUCUGUAAGCAAAAUUGGGCCGUUUCAUUUUGGAAUAGGUUGUCUGUACAUGUUCUAAUGUUUUGUAGAACACGCGUGCCUGUUUAAAUGUAUUGAUGUGGAUAAUAUUAAAUAUCUUCAUUAUUUAAAUAAUUCAUUGUAUUGUUUCUGAGAAGUUGGGAAAUUACCGUUAUACAUUUACAACUUAAUGACUUUUGUAUUUUAUUUUUCAAAAUAAAAGCUUUCAAUGUGAAGCAUUCUGGUAA